UCCUCCCACAGCCAGUCUCCCUCCGGACACGACGGCGACAGGAACCCCUACACGUGGCCUUUUAUCACCGGACUCGUAUUCUUAUCUCUUCGGGAGUAAUUUGAAUUAGUUAUCGUGCGUUUAUUAUCCCUGCUAAAAAUGGCGGCGGUUGAACCCAUUGCUAUCGAUGGAAGCUUUUUGGAAGGUGGUGGCCAGAUUCUGCGCAUGGGACUGGCCCUGAGCUCUGUGCGAAAGCUUCCUAUAACAGUCACAAAGAUCCGAGCAGGAAGACCUAAUCCUGGUUUGCGGCCACAGCACUUAACAGGGUUACAGCUGGUGAGGGACACAAGCAAUGGCCGUCUGGAAGGAGGGGAGAUCGGGUCGAUGGAGAUCAGCUUUUACCCGGGUCAUAUUUCGGGCGGUAAAUAUGUAGCCGAUACUCAGACUGCUGGGAGUGUGAGUCUGUUAAUACAAGCUGCCUUGCCAUGUGCACUGUACGCCAGCAGCCCAACCUAUCUGACCUUGUCUGGCGGAACCAACGCAGAAAUGGCGCCACAAGUUGACUACACUAUACAUGUAUUCAGAAAAGUUAGUGCCUGGUUUGGUGCAGACUUCCGGCUCUUCCUCCAUAGAAGGGGAUUCUAUCCUCAAGGAAGAGGAGAGGUAUCCUUAGAAGUGAAACCGGCCCGACAAGGUCUGAUUGCCGCAGAUUUUACUGACUUUGGUGAAGUCAUAUCAGUUUAUGGCAAAGCUUAUGUAGCUGGAGUUCUCCCUAUACGAGUUGCACACAAAAUGGCAGAUGCUGCAGAAAACCUUCUGUAUGAGAAUCUCCCUCAAGGAGUUAAAAUUCGUGUUGACCGAAUCCAAGAACAUCCUGAGACAGCUGUUGGAAGUGGCUCUGGCAUUGUCUUGUGGGCUGAGACAACUAGCGGUUGCAUCCUUGGUGGUUCCAGUCUGGGUAAGAAGGGCAAACCUGCAGAACAGGAUGGGGAGAAAGCAGCCAAAGAAAUCUUAGAUUGCAUCAAAAGGAAGGCAUGUCUGGAUAGCCAUGCUCAGGAUCAGGUUAUACUAUACAUGGCUUUAGCGAAAGGCAAAUCCAUUAUACGUACUGGGCCCUUAACAGACCACACCAAGACAGCUAUACAUGUUGCGGAGUUAAUGACUAAGGUGAAGUUUACCAUCACAGAAGAUAAGGAGAGUGACUGCAUAUUUAUAGAAUGUGAUGGGUUAGGCUUAACUCCAAAGGAUAGAAAGUAAAUAGUCUAGAUUUACAUUACUAGCAUAUACUGGAAAAUAUAUAUACAUAUAUAUAUUAUAUAAGAUAUAUGUUAUAUACUAUAUAUAUUGACGUUCACAACAAUAAUCUAAGGAUUGUUACAACAGUGAAUUAAUUUUUUUUCAUUUAAUCUAGUCCAAAGAGCAUUUUUUUUUUUCCUUCUAAUUGACAUUCUUGUGAAGAUUUUUUUAAUAGUGAUCUGCCAAUUGUAUCUGAAUAUUGGUACGUAAUUAAUGUAUCCUAACCUUCAAGUACAUAAUGGACGCAUGACAGGAAAGCCACACAAUGAACCCCGAGAAGCAGUCCCUCUAGUUUAUGGAAUCUCAGAUUAUACACCCUUUGUCUCUCUCUCGCAUUAGAGAUAUUCACCCUUCCCCUGUUGUGUUGAGGAACACAAUUUUUAUUUAUAUAUUUUUUUCAUGCUUGGAACUUCCCAAAUGCAAUGUGUACUUUGGCUGGAAUAUCUACUCUAAGGCUAAAUACCCCUCUAGUAGUCCUCUUAUAUAAUUGUCUAUCCACUUGUGUUGGCAUUCCCUCGCUUUUCAAGGACAGUAUUAUGUGCUGCUUAUCCUGACACACUAAAAAAGCCAAACAUACUGUAUAUAAUAUGUUAGCAUGCUGGCUGUGAAAACUGUGUGAACUCAACUGUUUAUAUGAAAUUUGAAUGAUAUGGUAGAUAUUUGAGAAAAUCUACACUUGCAAUUUAUUGAUGAAAAGUUUUGCUCACUUUUUAGAUCUUAUUUUCACUUUUGUGUUAUUAAUGCACAUAUAUUUUAUGUGUUUUUAAUCAAUAUUAAUUUAUACAAUUGAUUGUUGAAUACUGAAUUUGAAAUUUAUUCAUGUACUAUGUUAAAUUACAUGUUUAAUGCAACUG
This is a messenger RNA of Penaeus vannamei (Pacific white shrimp), 2129 nucleotides long. It is a transcript of the gene Rtca, whose product is annotated as RNA 3'-terminal phosphate cyclase. Gene Ontology annotation, cellular component: nucleus. The record is from RefSeq and is a predicted model, not a curated record. NCBI's taxonomy places the organism in Eukaryota, Metazoa, Arthropoda, Malacostraca, Decapoda, Penaeidae. Gene Ontology annotation, molecular function: RNA-3'-phosphate cyclase activity. Gene Ontology annotation, biological process: RNA processing.